UCUAGUGUCAAAUCUUGGUGUUGCACCGGUGUGUAAUGUUUACUUCCGCUUCGACUCUCCUUGUUCCAGCUACGUGCUCUUCUCUCAUUCGACGCUAGCCUGGCGAGCUAGCUUUACCGUCAUCAGUCACCAGAGCAACCAUGAACAUCCUCCCGAAGAAGAGCUGGCAUGUCCGCAAUAAAGACAACGUAGCGCGUGUCCGGAAGGACGAGGCCCAGGCAGCAGAGGAGGAGCGCGAGGCCAAGCGGCGCGUGGAGCGCGCUGAACAAGAGGCGCGGACAGAGUUUCUGAGAGGGAAAUCCAGAGCUGCUCUUGAGUCAGCAGGAGUAAAGUGCGGUGAUGAUGGUGAAGGUGGUGAUGAAGGUCGGAGUGGAGCUUUAGAGCAUCUGAACCUUUUUCCCCUUGAGGAAUCAUCCGAGAAGAAAGGGAAUGAAGAGUAUCUCAAAGAAAAGAAAGAGGAGAAGGAGAAGCAGGAGCGUGCCAUUGGCCUGCUGGUAUCUCUUGGGCCCCAACCUGGGACUGAGGUCACUCCCUGGUACUUGAAAACUGGUCAGGAAAAGGAAGAAAGGAAAGAAAAAGAAAAAGAAAAGCCGAAGGGAAUAAGUGAGGAGGAGAAGGAGAAGAGGGAUCGUAGACUGAAGAAUAGUUUGGAUCCAUUGAAAGAUAUGAAGAAAGCUCUAGCUAUAAAAGACAGGAAGGAACACAAGAGCAAGAGGCUUGAGAGAAGAGACAGAGGGGAGAAGAGGAGCAGUGGAGAGAGCUCCAUAGAGCGGUUACGUGCCGAGCGUUUACAGAGGGAGACUGAAGAGCGGAGGCGAGCUCAGGCUCUGCUCGACCAGAGGAGCGGCAAAGGAAAGGACAAGGAUUCAGGGGCUCAGCUGAACGACAGGGAGAGGCCAUACAACAGCGCAUAUUUCCCCGAACUUGCCCGAAAGCGACAAAGGCGGGAUCGAGACAGUUGGAGAGAAGAGAUUUUAAAAUCAUGAACGGUCUUAAUUUGGAGACUGAUACGUGACAGAUGGACACUGGUCAGAUUCUGUGACCAGUUUGUGUCUAAAUGUGAAAGCACAGAGGAGGGAAGAUACAAAGCCACAUUAUCAACCCGGUGUCACAAAGGUGAUGAUGCGGCUUGUCUGCUCCUGGGUUGUCCUUUUUUCAUCUGUGUCUGUGUACUCGCAGAAGGGAAGUCCUGCAGUGAAGCAGAGGUGAAGGUCAGCUGCUGCCACAGAUGGUUGUCAUCGCAGGGGGUCAGAGCCCCUGCUGUCAUCAAGGAAAUCACUCUGUGAACAACUGUUAGCAUGGUUUAUGUUGUUAUAAUUAUAAGAUGUUGACUGAUCGCAAGAUGAGCGAUGCCCACACAAGUGACGAGGCAAACUGGCAAGAGCAGGAAAAAAAAAUGACUUAAUCUUUUGUUGGAUCAACAGCAAAUCAGUUUACAAAUCUCAUUUGAUUAAUCAUUUAGAAAUAACCACAUGUCUGCAUGUGCAGCGUUUUCUGUUUUUAAGGUUAUUAAAGUCUGCAUGUGUAGCCUGUAUUAGCUGAUAGAUCGAUGGAUAGACAGAGUUAUGAGACUGAAUAUUUAUUCAUUUUUGAGGCUGUUUUCACAGAAAACAUUUGGAAUAGGUCACCAUGAGAAGAGCCAGAGGUGUAAAUAAUGAAAAUAAAAAAAUCUUUGAUUGUCA
Molecule: messenger RNA, 1682 nt
Organism: Solea senegalensis (Senegalese sole)
Lineage: Eukaryota; Metazoa; Chordata; Actinopteri; Pleuronectiformes; Soleidae
Gene: leng1
Product: leukocyte receptor cluster (LRC) member 1
Exons: 5
Coding region: 141-986 (281 amino acids)
Source: RefSeq, a predicted model, not a curated record